This is a messenger RNA of Fraxinus pennsylvanica, 1029 nucleotides long. Lineage: Eukaryota; Viridiplantae; Streptophyta; Magnoliopsida; Lamiales; Oleaceae. The record is from the annotation of a GenBank genome assembly.
AUGGAUAGAAGGAGAACAGGGACCUUGAUGGGCACUCUUGUAACGAAGUUAAAGCAGAUAUCUUUGCUGUGGCUUGAGGGUUUCAGAGAAGCUUGUUGUUUUCACCGCGUCAUCACCUAUUGCCUCAGGUCAAGAGAACUUGCCAUUCGUACAGGCCAGUGUUUUCUCUUGAAUGGCUUCUUUUUCUUGGGAAGUAUCUUUAUUCUAAGAUCAUUUAUCAUUCCGACACUACAAUGGAUAUUGCCGGACGGAUGCCCGCAUAUUUCUCCGGAAGAAUCAUGCUCAUCUGGGGGUAUUUUGAGAUUCCAUUCCUUCUUACGAUUUGGGCUCGUUCAACUCUUCUACGUAUUCUGGUUCUACCCUUUGUACAUAUUCAGCUUUAUUUUAAACACCAUUUGGUAUAACGACAUUGCAAAGUAUGGGUUUUUUGCAAUUGAGAUGGGGUACUCGGGGACGAAAUCAUUUAGCCAAAAUAACUUACCUGCUGAACAGAAUACAACUGAUAGGGAUGGCAAAGCAACUGAUUUUGAGGGUGUAAUGAUUGGAAUAGCUGAACAGGUCUAUUCAAUUCUGCUGUUGAGUUUCUUCUUCCUGGAGGUAUAUGUUACUGGAUUUAUCCCUUACAUUGGGAAGGCAUUAAAUUUUCUACUUCUUUCAUGGAUGUAUGCUUAUUAUUGUUUUGAGUACAAAUGGAAUUUUUCUGGUCUUAGUUUGGAUAAGAGAUUGGACUUCUUCGAAUCCAACUGGGCAUUUUUUGCGGGUUUUGGAGGUCCCUGUGUUCUGGCAAUAUUCCUGUACUCUCCCCUUGUUAGCUAUGGAGUUAUGGCUAUACUUUAUCCAUUGUUUGUUAUGACUGCAACAGGCACAGAAGCAGACAAAUUGAUUACGUCUCAAAGAAAGAAAUGGAAAGGUGCAGGAUUCGGGAGGAUUCCGAUAUUUGUUUCUGCAGAUUAUUUAUCGAUGAAAGUCUUGUCGCUCUUUCCUGUUGAUGCUCGUCAUCAGCAAGUGCAAAGCACAAAAGCACUCUGA